GAUACAGAAAGUCUCAGCUCGACUGCUGCUAUCCUGGUUGAGGUGGACCCUCCCGCUAGCUACCCCGGCCGGAUCGAGAUCCGUUCUGAAAGGAAAGGAUGCCCAUAAUUGCCAAGGAAGCUAGUUUAUUCAGUGCAAGAACAUGGCAGCGACGCACUACUGAUUCCUAUUCGCGUUGUCAUUAACGUGGCUGGCAUUCAGUGAGUGUAGUGCCCACGCUAUCUCCAUCCAUCGGAGCAUCAUCAUCAUCACGGCUAUCCUUGAUUCCUUGUCCCGAGUUAAUGCCCUUUCCUGGCUCACUGGCUGGCUGGGCUGGGCUAGGAGUGAGCUGAGGCCUGAGGCUGCUUCGUCGUCAUCUCCUACCAGCGGCGGCCGUGUUUAGAGGCGUCACAUGCCGGGGAGGCGCCUGCUGGUUGGUCGCUGGACGGAGAGAAAGGGAUCGGCCGCCGCAUGAGUAUCACUGUCACCUCACCUGUUGCGAGAGAGGUGAGCGGCGAGAUCGGAGACGACACUGGAACGUGAGACAGCAAUAAAGAAAGCAGCAAGAGGUGGCCUCGGAGUGGCCCCCCACGACCAUGGCUCCAUGAGCGAGCGACACCGAUCAAGCAAUCAUGCACGGAUUCAGCAGGGAGGCAGCAGGCUCCACGGCUGCCGCUUCCUUCCUCCCGGCCCGGACGGAUCGAAUGGAAGGAGGCGUCCGGACGGGUGGUCGGAGCAGCCUCCAGGGCACGAGCAGGUCCGUCCGUCCUUUUCCCUUCAACCACCGCACGGUCUGCCGCGAAUCCCCCCUGCUUUCUUCCUCCUGCAGACAAGGAGAGGCGGAUAUAUUAUAUCAUCCUUCGAUACUACUACUACUGCUACCGCAACAGCUCACCGGGCGGCGGUGCAGGAUAAUUAUUCUUUGCUGAGCCGUGCAAUGCCGCCGCCGUCGCCGGAUAUCGCGAGCUGCGGCUCGUCCUCGGAGGAUGACCCGCCGUCUCCGGCGGUCGCCCGCGGCGAGCAGCGGCUCCUGGUGGUGCAGCUGGUCCCGAGGGGCGUCUCGGACGGGCUCCUCGGCAAGUUCGCGGACACCAGCGCGUUCGACUUCGACUACGACCGCAGCGGGCUCUGGUCGCCGCUGGUGCUGCGCCACGAGGUCCUGCUCCUCGCCGCGCAGUCUUCCUCGUCCCCGGGCCACGGCCGGCGCCGCGGCGGCGGCCGGCCGCGGCACCGGUGGCGCCGGAAGCGGAGGAAGGCGCUCUGCUGCUGCUGGAGAUGGUGGUGAGUGAUGUGCAGUGUCGGUGUGGCCUACGGAUGAUUCGUCUGGAUGCUGCCGAAUCUCUCUCCAUUUGUUCCGCAAUCUACAAGAGCAAAUACUUGUGAACUGUGGCUUGUACCUAUGCGUGUGGUGUUGCAGAGUCCAAACGCAAGACGACGACAUGUGUCGUGUAAUUCAGUAGCAGCGCAGCACGUACACUGCCUUUUCAUGAUUCUUGGAGGCAUGUGCAUCUGGCAUUCGGAUGCACCCUGUAAAUCUGUAAUGUAACCACACCCUUUGUUGUUGUUGUUGAGUCUUCUUGCUGCACGUUGUUUUUUGGUCCAUUUGGUUUUUGGUACAGACAAAACCAGCAUGCAGAUUCAUUGUGAUGUUCCUCUACUUCACUCUGCGACGGUUGACAGAUCCUGCCCUGUACUGUAUAGCUGGAGGGGAAUAUAGCUGGAGGGGAAAAGGAGCCUACACGGUUUCCCGUGAAAAAUGGUACGAAGUCACAAGGUCAAAAAUAUGUGCACUACAAAAAGUUCCUUAGUAAUCGAAGGAUUAGGGGAACUCCAGGACACAACUACUUGCAGGC
Molecule: messenger RNA, 1832 nt
Organism: Panicum hallii
Lineage: Eukaryota; Viridiplantae; Streptophyta; Magnoliopsida; Poales; Poaceae
Exons: 2
Coding region: 584-1264 (226 amino acids)
Source: RefSeq, a predicted model, not a curated record